Messenger RNA from Schistocerca gregaria, 1717 nucleotides. RefSeq names its product F-box/LRR-repeat protein 7-like. The transcript has 2 exons. The record is from RefSeq and is a predicted model, not a curated record. Bases 353 to 1543 code for a protein of 396 amino acids. Lineage: Eukaryota; Metazoa; Arthropoda; Insecta; Orthoptera; Acrididae. Gene Ontology annotation, molecular function: protein binding.
ACAUUUGUCCUCUAGCCAUCCCUGCUUAGCCAUUUUGCACUUCCUGUCCAUCUUAUUUUUGAGACGUUUGUAUUCCUUUUUGCCCGCUUCAUUUACUGCAUUUUUAUAUUUUCUCCAAUGAACUUAAGGUAAACAAAUCACAACAGGGCGACGCUGAAGUCUCAGGGUGCAGUGGGUUCAGGCUGACACCGAGUUUGUCGGUCGGUCGGCCUGUAAAUCGGUGCGUGUCUGUGGCCGUUGACGUAGCUCCCCCACCCCAUGGUGGUGUUUUCCUUGGCUCGGGAACUCAGUACUCUAGCAAGAGCUGGUAACAUCGACGGGCGGUUAGCGGGACAGGCGGUGCAAGCAACAAAUGGAAAUGGCAGCAAGAUCCCUAGGAGACCUACCAGAUGACGCGCUGCUUUCCAUCUUCUCCCUGCUGCCUGUCCCGGACUUGGCCCGGUGUGCUUACGUGUGCGAGCGGUGGCGCAAAAUUGUGACAGGGUACACCCAGCUGUGGAAGGGCAAGAGUUACGGCAGCAAUAGGAGACCGAGCGAGUCGGCAGAGGUGCGUGCGGUACUGCGCACCCUGCCGCCGUUGCGCGAACUGGUCGUAGAGGUGGCCCACGAGUUUACCGUCGACAUUUCGUACCCGCAGCUGAUUCUCACAGUGGCCAACGUAAGGACCGUGCGGGACUGUCCGAGACUGACGUGCGACUACUUGUCGACCAGACUGGACAUCGCGGUGGUGAUGCUGUCCUCUCGGUCGACCGUAGACUUCUCGGCCCUCCGGAAGCUGCGGAUCCUGAGGACCGCGGCGGCCAGCGCCCGGGAGCCCGCCGCCUACGGGGCGGACCACGCCGUCGCGUCCGCCCUCGGGCUGUGCCCCAACCUCAGGGAGCUGAGCGUCUGCGCCGAGUCGCUGUCGGCCGACCGCCUCGACAGGCUGGAGGGGCUCGGGCGGCUGCGGACGCUGAAGAUCGAGUGCCCCGGCCUGCGGAAGCUGACGUUCCUGCGGCACUGUGCCGGCGCGCUGGAGGAGUUGCAGCUGGUCGGCUGCGCCGGCCUGCCCCCGGCCGAGUUGGCGGCGCUGCGGCGGCUGCGGCGGCUGCGGCGGCUGCAGCUGAGCGACUGCGGGGCGGCCGCGGCCGGCCUGGCCUCCGCGCUGCCGGCCCUGGCGGGCCUCGAAUCGCUGCAGCUCCACCACUGCGGCCACCCGCCCGACCUGUCGUUCGCGGGCCGCUGCGGCCGGCUGCGCGAGCUGUGCGUCAUCCACUCGUCGGCGGCGGACGCGGUGCUGACGCUGACCCCGGAGGGCCACCGGCUGCGGCUGCGGCGCGGCGCGGGCGUGCGCGUCGUCGGGCUGAGCCUCACCGCCGACCACCUGCCGGGGGCGCUGCCCAGGCUCGCAGAGCUGGGCCUCGCCCGCGGCUGCCUCGACCGCCUGCGCUUCCUGCGCCACUGCCCCCAGCUGCGCCACCUGUGCUGCGAGUUCCGGCGCAGGCCCGGGCAGCCGCAGCUGCUCAACUUGGCGGCCGACGUAGCCUCGGGCAGCUCUACGUGAAGACGACAGGCAAAACGUACAGCCAGAAAUGAUUAGACUGUAGUGGCGUUAGUAGCAUUCUCGCUGUUCGUGAUACUACUUAAUAGUUACAAAGCUACAGUAGCCUGCUGUAGACCAGCGUAAGUAAUCGUAUGUAAUGUCUCUUGCAGCGGUCUCUCCGCCAUAUUUUCAGAA